GUUGUGCCGUAAACUACAGACAGUAAAUACGAUUCUCGGUUAUGUUUGGAUAUGCACGUGACUGCCGUGAAGAUUAUUCGAUGUCCGUCUGACCCGACACAAGCAACUCCCUUACUAAAUUAUCAGCCUUAAACAUAACCUAAAAUUAUCAAAACAAGUCAACAUUCUUUAAGUUUAAAUAAAUCGCGGCCCUUUUUGUAAAACAAUCAACAUGUCCAAGGCCGCCGCCCGCUUAAAAUCAGCCAAAAAAACGGUUGAGAACAAAAUAAUGCAUGGUAUAAUGAGGACAAACGUGCCUGCGGGACUUGCUGCUGCUGGACCCCCUUUGGGACCUAUGCUUGGACAGAGAGGUGUAAAUAUAGCAGCUUUCUGCAAAGAUUUCAAUGAAAAAACCAAAGAAAUCAAAGAUGGUAUUCCCUUGCCUAUACGUUUGAGGGUAAACCCAGAUAGAACGUAUGAAUUGACAAUUCACAAGCCGCCCGUCGUAUAUUUUUUGAAACAAGCUGCUGGGAUUCAAAGGUGUGCCAUGUAUCCUAAAGAUGAGGUGGCAGGUAAAGUUACCCUAAGGCAUGUAUAUGAAAUUGCAAAAAUUAAAAGCGAGGAUCCUCCUUUGCAAGUGUUGUCUUUGGAAGAUAUUUGUAAGAUGAUUGUGGGCGUUGCAAGGUCUUGUGGCAUUAAAGUGGUCAAAGAUUUAGAUCCUAAGGAAUAUGGUGAAUUUCUGAAGGAGAGAGCAGCAAUAGUAGAGCAGCAAAAGAAGGAGAUACAAGAAAAACGGGAAGCCAAGUUGCUUCGAACUGGUUAGUUUUUGUAUAGUUUUUGGUUUAGUAAUUAAUAAAGAACAAAUUAUUAUCACUA
Anthonomus grandis grandis is the source of this 855-nucleotide messenger RNA. It is a transcript of the gene mRpL11, whose product is annotated as 39S ribosomal protein L11, mitochondrial. The coding region runs from base 212 to 802 and encodes 196 amino acids. Gene Ontology annotation, cellular component: mitochondrial large ribosomal subunit; ribosome. The record is from RefSeq and is a predicted model, not a curated record. Gene Ontology annotation, biological process: translation. The transcript has 2 exons. Gene Ontology annotation, molecular function: structural constituent of ribosome; large ribosomal subunit rRNA binding. NCBI's taxonomy places the organism in Eukaryota, Metazoa, Arthropoda, Insecta, Coleoptera, Curculionidae.